AUGGGAUCAGUUUGUUGUGUAGCUGUGAAAGACAGAAAGGUUCCUCCUAGUGGUGGACCUGCAAGUGCAGCUAUUCAUCGGAAUUCAGCAUGCUCGCCACAAUGGAGUUUUCGACGUGAUAAUAGGAGACGGGUAGCUGAUGAGAUUGAGGGUUCACCUUAUUACAGUUCGUAUGUUGGGAGUAGGGGAUUUAGUAUGGAUAAGAUGUCAUUAGGCUCUGAAAGAGGAACUCUAUCUGAGGGAGGAACCCCUCCUGAUGGGCAUUUUGGGACUCCUACCUCUCAGAAAUCAGCAACUCCAGAAAUGGGCACUAAUUCGAUGGUCCUACCGUAUUCAGAUUCAUCCUUGGCAAGCCAUGAUCUCGUUGAGGUGAAGAAUUUAGUUGACUCACCGAUUCCAUCAGCUAUACCGAAGCCUUUGUCAUCCACACCAUCUCUUUCCACUCCAGUCAGUGAUCUUUCGUCUUCCCACACACGUUUGCUUCCUCCUAAAUCCACACCAUCAAGACGGGCUCGGCGUUCACCUGGGCAUCAGUUGUUUAGGCAGGUUUCUGAUAGUCAAAUUUUAGGAUUGAAAUCCCCAGCUAAUAAUUACUCAGUCUCUGAAGGAAGGUCAUCCUUUGUGCUUUCGACAUGUAGCAAUGACUUCGCCACUGGAUCCAAUUACGCUUCUUCUGAAGGUGGCUGGUCCUUGAACACGUUUUCUGAGCUUGUGGCGUAUUCUCAAAGGGAGAGAUGGUCCUUCGAUAGCGAACACUUUGGUUCUGGCAGACGGAAACUUAGUGGUGGUAGCAGCAGAUUCUCCUACUCCCCUUCCGUUGUCGAUCAACAGACUUGUGGAGCUUGCUCAAAGUUACUAACAGAGAGGUCUUCCAUUGCCAAUUUCGAGCUUCCAAUCGCUGCUGUUCUUGCGUGUGGCCAUGUUUACCACGCAGAGUGCUUAGAGACCAUGACAACCGAGAUAGAGAAAUACGACCCUGCUUGUCCCAUAUGCACGAUUGGGGAGAAACGGGUUGCAAAAAUAACAAGGAAAGCCUUAAAGGCUGAAGCAAAGGCAAAGCACUACAAACGAUGUAAAAACCGUGUCGUGGACAGUUACGGCGAGAGUGAAUGCGAUGAGUUUGUUUUCCAGAAGACAGGGAAACGAGAAGGCAAAGCUCUAAAGAUGGAACCUAGUUGCAGUAGCAAAGGCACGUCUAAGUCGUUCUUGAAAUGGCACUUCGGUUCUAUCAGCUCCAAGUGGAAUAAACCCUCGUCUAAAGACUCUGCAUUGAACUUGAAGAAAGGGUUUUGGUCUAGACAUCGUAAUAACCGUUCUUCAUCGAGCAUCGAGGUAAAUAUCCGUACACUGUAA
Messenger RNA from Arabis nemorensis, 1353 nucleotides. The record is from the annotation of a GenBank genome assembly. Lineage: Eukaryota; Viridiplantae; Streptophyta; Magnoliopsida; Brassicales; Brassicaceae.